Messenger RNA from Trichoderma harzianum CBS 226.95, 1827 nucleotides. RefSeq lists its product as hypothetical. Lineage: Eukaryota; Fungi; Ascomycota; Sordariomycetes; Hypocreales; Hypocreaceae. The transcript is spliced from 3 exons. The record is from RefSeq and is a predicted model, not a curated record. The coding region runs from base 1 to 1800 and encodes 599 amino acids.
AUGGAUGCCCAUACCGGAUUUUCCAUCGCGUUGAACAGUCAGGGCUCAAUUGAUAUCAACGUGGGAACUGGGUCCAGAAUCAAGGUUCUCAGUACUGGACUUAGUCUCCAACAAAAGACGUGGUCGAAAAUAAAAGUCAUAUUCAACGGUCCUUUGGUCAAAUUGAAUUUGACGCCUAAAUCGUUUAGAGUCGAACCAGUCUACCCUGCGUCGGCGUUUGAAUCGCAAUUAGAUGGCGAGUCGCUGGUUUACGGACGAGGGCCGCUUCACAUUGCCGCAACCCAGCAGCGUGUUGCUGACAACACCCAAUCUGGGCUGAGAUUGCAUGCUACAGACUUCUUCAACGGCCGCAUCGAUAGUUUAACCCUCAAGACUUGCGACAAACAACCUUUGAUCCUCGCUAAAUAUGACUUUUCCUUGGGGAUGUCGGGCGACCGGAUCCUGGACAUUUCUGGGCGCGGGUACCAUGGUGUCUUGGUUAAUGCGCCAACUCGUGCUGUCAAAGGUCAUGACUGGGACGGAUCUGAGUGUGACUGGACGCGAGCCCGGUUCGGCUAUGGUGCGAUUCAUUUCCAUGACGACGACCCAGAUGAUGCAAAUUGGGAGACGGACUUUAUCAUUACAAUCCCUCCCAAUUCUCGUUCUGGUGCUUAUGCGGUCGAGGUGGAGACAAGCAAUGGCCAAGACACGGAUUCAAUCACCUUCUUUGUUCGACCAACCCGCUGGACAUUGGACAACUCUAACAAGGUCUGUCUUGUCUUCUCUACAUUUACGUACCUUGCAUAUGCCAAUGAACGCCUAUACGAUACAACCCGCCAGAAUACCGCAGAUCUUGGGCCUGGCUUCGACAUUAACAAAGCCCUGAAAAGUCCCGAGUUUUACAAAAUGCGUCGCCGAGUUGAUCUUGGUCUGUCUUGUUAUGACCGCCACAACGAUGGUUCGGGCGUUUGUUACUCUUCAUCGAAACGCCCCAUUUUGAAUGAGGGCAUCCCGUACGAGACUCUGACUGAUCAUGACUUGCACGCUCGUGGAGCUAGCGCUCUGCAAGGCUUCAGUACUGUCAUCACGGGCUGUCAUCCUGAGUACCCUAGCCUCGAAUCUUUCCGUGCCUAUGACGCUUUUGCCAAAAGAGGAGGCAACCUCAUGUACAUGGGGGGCAAUGGCUUUUAUUGGGUAAGUGGACACGACAUUAAUCGACCACAUCGGUUAGAAGUACGUCGCGGAGACACUGGGGUGCGUCCAUAUAGUCUCCCCAGUGGAGAGCACAUCAACAGCCUCGACGGCCAACGAGGUGGUUUAUGGAGAUCUCGAGGAAUGAGUUGCAACACGUUAUUUGGGGUAGGUUUCUGCGCCCAGGGUACCGGUCUUGGGGUGCCGUAUAGGCGGACUGAGGCAUCUCGAGAUCCUGAACUAUCCUGGAUGUUUACAGGGGUAGAAGGAGACUUGAUUGGUGAAUUUGGGUUUGGAGGUGGCGCGUCAGGCGAUGAGAUUGAUCGUUUCGACGUAGGGAACGGCUUUCCUGAGGGGGCCUUGGUACUAGCCACGAGUACUGGCCAUAGUGAUGACUUUGGCAUUGCCAUUGAGGACCUGAGUUAUCCUGCACUAAACACGCUUGGGACUCAAACGGACUUGAUUCGCAGCGACGUGGUGUAUUAUGUUGGUUCUGGCGGUGGUGGAGUGUUUAGUGUAGGUAGUAUUGAUUGGCACUGCUCUUUGGCAUGGGGUGGUUAUAAUAAUAAUGUUGCUAGGUUAACUAGUAGUGUUAUUCAAGGAUUUUUAGCUGGAAAGCAAAAGGAAUAAGUUGGAAUAUAUAUCAUUAAAAAUCAC